GGGCGGCGGGUCGGGCGCAUUCGCCGCAGCCGGCUCCGCUGGGGCUGGCAGGGACCUCCGAGGCUGCGCCCUGAGGAGCGGCUUAACGCGCAAUCCCGUCUCUUUUUUUAUAUAUAGAGAUAUAUAUUUUUUUUUCCCUUAUUUUUUUGUGGGGGGAGGGUGUGCGUGCGCAUCUGCCCAGCCGGCGGGCUGCCGCUGCCCUCAGCGGGCCGGGGCGGGGGUGGCCGGGGCCGCCGGGGCUCGGGCCAUCGUGCGCGGCGAUGGGCUUGGUGGCCACCGGUGGGUGGGAGGACGGUGCCCGCUCGGCUCUGAACCCCCGGGCGCUCCCGAGCGGGGCGGGGAGGUCUGUGUAGGCGAGGGGCGCCGAUACCACCCCGUUUGAUUUUUAUUUUUUCCUCCUGUUUUUAAAUUUUUAGAGGUGUAGGCAGAUAGGGGCUCAGGUGUGUUGUUUUUUUUUUUAUUUUUUCCCCUUAUUGCCUACAUCGGCUUGUUUCCCCCCCCUCCCCCGGUUUUCCCCCCCGCCCCUGAGGUGGGAAAUUGGGGUGUCUGAAUAAUUUUUUUAGCUUAGUGGUGAAAUUGCAGCGGUUUCUGCCUCCUCCCGUGUGCUCGAGCGAGGAAAAUGGAGGCUGUGAUAGAGAAGGAAUGUAGCGCGCUCGGAGGGCUCUUCCAGACCAUCAUCAGCGACAUGAAGGGGAGUUACCCAGUGUGGGAAGAUUUUAUAAAUAAAGCUGGGAAACUGCAGUCUCAGCUUCGGACUACAGUAGUAGCAGCUGCUGCCUUUUUGGAUGCCUUUCAGAAAGUGGCUGACAUGGCUACUAAUACACGUGGUGGUACCCGAGAGAUUGGGUCUGCGCUCACCAGGAUGUGUAUGAGGCACAGAAGUAUAGAGUCCAAACUCCGUCAGUUCUCAAGUGCUUUAAUUGACUGUCUGAUAAACCCACUUCAAGAACAGAUGGAAGAGUGGAAGAAAGUGGCCAAUCAACUGGAUAAAGACCAUGCAAAAGAAUACAAAAAAGCCCGACAAGAGAUAAAAAAGAAAUCGUCUGAUACACUGAAGCUACAGAAGAAAGCAAAGAAAGCUGAGGCUCUGGGACGGGGUGACAUUCAGCCCCAGUUGGAUAGUGCUUUACAAGAUGUCAAUGAUAAGUACCUGCUGCUUGAAGAAACCGAGAAGCAAGCUGUCAGGAAAGCGCUGAUCGAGGAGCGCGGUCGAUUCUGUACUUUCAUCUCGAUGCUGCGACCUGUGAUAGAAGAAGAAAUAUCAAUGCUAGGAGAAAUAACCCAUUUACAAACCAUAUCAGAUGAUCUGAAAAGUCUCACCAUGGAUCCACACAAAUUGCCAUCUUCAAGUGAACAGGUAAUUUUAGAUUUGAAAGGUUCUGAUUACAGCUGGUCUUAUCAGACUCCUCCAUCCUCCCCCAGUACUACAAUGUCCAGAAAAUCUAGUGUUUGCAGCAGUCUGAACAGCGUUAACAGUAGUGAUUCCCGGUCCAGUGGCUCGCACUCGCACUCACCUAGUUCACACUAUCGCUAUCGCAGCUCCAAUCUGCCUCAGCAGGCACCCAUGAGGCUGUCCAGUGUGUCCUCCCAUGAUUCUGGAUUCAUGUCCCAGGAUGCUUUCCAGUCCAAAUCGCCAUCCCCCAUGCCACCAGAAGCACCUAACCAGAAUUCGUCCAGCUCUGCCUCUUCAGAAGCCUCUGAAACCUGCCAGUCAGUGAGCGAGUGCAGUUCCCCCACCUCAGUCAGCUCAGGCUCCACCAUGGGGGCUUGGGCCUCCACAGAUAAGUUGUCUAAUGGGUUUUAUCACUGUAGUUUAUCAAGUGACCCAUCCGUAGCUUCAGUUGGUGCAGGUCCUUUCCCUCAUUUCCCGCCUGUCUCCCGCGCGUGGACUCGGGCUCCCUCAGCCCUCCUUCCAGACUACGUUCAUUAUUACACCAUUGGGCCAGGCAUGUUACCAUCAUCUAAGAUCCCUAGCUGGAAGGACUGGGCCAAACCAGGCCCAUACGAUCAGCCAAUGGUGAACACAUUGCAACGUCGCAAGGAAAAGCGCGAACCAGAUCUCAAUGGAGGAGCUCAGAGCGGACCACCCGUGUCCCCUGAGGAGGCCCAGAGACCUCGGAGCAUGACGGUGUCGGCUGCCACAAGGGGUGAGGAGAUGGAGGCCUGCGAGGAGCUGGCGCUCGCUCUGACAAGAGGGCUGCAGCUGGACACCCAGAGGAGCAGUCGGGAUUCCUUGCAGUGCUCCAGCGGCUACAGCACCCAGACAACAACUCCGUGCUGUUCAGAGGACACGAUCCCGUCUCAAGUUUCAGAUUAUGAUUAUUUCUCUGUGAGUGGUGACCAGGAGGCAGAACAGCAAGAGUUUGACAAAUCUUCCACCAUCCCAAGAAACAGCGACAUUAGCCAGUCCUAUCGCAGAAUGUUUCAAACCAAGCGUCCUGCUUCCACCGCAGGUCUACCAACCACGCUUGGACCGGUCAUAGUCACCCCCGGCGUCGCCACCAUCAGACGGACCCCUUCCACCAAGCCUUCAGUCAGACGCGGCACCAUCGGGGGAGGCCCGAUUCCCAUCAAGACGCCGGUGAUUCCUGUCAAAACACCAACUGUCCCCGAUAUCCCAGGGGGGCUGCCUGGCGCCCUCGCCGGGACAGAAGAAUGUCCCGAGCAAAGUCCCGAGUCUCCGGCAGCGGGAGAUGGCGGGCAAGGUGUCACCAGCAUGCCCUCAUCCUCAUGGAGCGGACAAGCAUCCGUCAACCCUCCGCCGUCAAGCCAGAAACUGAGCGCUGGUGACGAGCAGAGGCAAGCGGUCCCUGAGAGCGAGGGGGAAGACGGCGACCGGGAUGGUGUCAGCAGCCUGGCGCCCGCCGGCCAGCCGGAGCUCGAUCCCGCGGAGCUGAGUCCUGGGGACGCCCCCCAAGGUGAAGACAUGCUGAACGCCAUCCGGCGCGGCGUCAAACUGAAGAAGACGACCACGAAUGAUCGCUCAGCACCUCGUAUUUCCUAGGAGUGGAAGAGCUGCCAGAGUACUCAGCCGCCGAGAAUGAACUGUGAGGAAACUAAUUUGUCUCUGUCCAUUCCAAUCUGUAAUCAAUGAAUUUUUUUAAGAUACUCGGUAACAGACAGUCUGAAAGUACUCUAAAAGAGAAAAACAAGGUGAAAGAGCGUAGUAAGACAUAAUCUUCACUGGUGUUUUAAUUUGUAAAUAUCAAUGAUUUCGUUUCUGCAUUUUUUUGAUCUAAGUUACACUUUUAAUUUUUUCUGAAGGUGCCAAAUCCCAUUUACCUUUUUUAUAACUCUCUUUGUAAAGUUUUAAAUCAUAGGAGAAAAAAAAAAAUGUCGAGUAGUUAACUUCAGCAAAGGGAUUUAAUGAAAAUUUGGCUUUUUUGCGAGCUUUUGUAGAGCGCCUUGUAAUAGUGAGGUUAAAAAAACAAAACAACGGGACUUAUUUUGAAGUUUAAGUCGAACUGUAAGGAACAGAUCCUCGUUUAAGUAUUAAAAAAAAUAAAUGUUUGCAAAGCGGGAAUAACAAUUGACAAUAAAAGCAAUAUAUAAUGCAAGGAAGAAACCUGCAGUUGGUAGAGUAUUUGGGGGGUAGUGGGGGGAGGGAGAUGCCGUCAAAAUAGCAGAUGCUGUUGCACAAAAGUAGCCUAGUAGGAUUAAUUACUAGUAGCUUCAUGGUAAAUGCAUCAGAAUAAGCCAUAUUGGAUUGCAGUGUUUUGUUUCUGUAGGGUGUUUUAAAAGACUGGGUUUUUUCCACGUUUCUUUUCCGACUGCACAGCCGCAACUCUCAGUCACGUGCAUGCAGCCUGAGCUCCGCGGGCUUGGUCCUUCCGCCCUCGCUUUCCGUUCCGCUCAUCCUUUCACUGAGUACAAACAAGGACGACAGGCUUCAGGCAGUUACAAAUGGGACAACGUUUUUAAAACGCAAGCAGGGAGUUCUUAGAUAUUAUCAAAAUGCCUUUUUCUGACUUGUGCCCAGCAGGCUGGGCGCCUUGGAAAGCCCAAAUAUUUUGAGAAAAAAAAAAAAAAUUAACAAUUUGACAGGUGUAACCAGCUUGUGAUCUAACAAACUGCGAAUGUUUCUUUCCAAUACAGGGGCUUGUUUUUCUUAACUUCUUCUAAAUGGCAGUUGAUUGGCUUUUCUUAAAUACCGAAAAGAAAGGGGUGGGGGGUGGGGGGUGGGGAGAGAGAACUCUUUUUUUGAUAAUACCGGGAACCUGACCACUACGUUCUCUUUUUUUGUACUUUUAAGUCAUGUUUUUUGGAACGCUGUUGAUAGAAUUAUUAAGAGUUGGAUUUUUUCCUUAAAGUAAAAGUAAGUUAUUGCUGCAAUACCCGUCUCCUAAAGCUGAUAGAAAUGUGCAGACCCCGGGGCACGACACGUGUUCCCACCCGACAGUCCGGAGGGAUGCCGUCCGCCCGCCCGCAGCAGACCCACGCGUGGACGGACGCCAGGCUCCCGCAUCCGGGAUUGUUGAAAAACGCACCAAAAAUUACAUAUUAAAGGGGCUAGUUUCCACCACGCGCUCUGCAGAUUUCUGUUGGCUCUAGACUUGCCUCCAUAAACCUCUUAUGCUUUAAUACAUAACUGCAUUGGAUGUGAAUCUUCUAGUAACUGUGUAGUCGCUGUGUUCUAUAUAACAUUUUACACUGCUGUGGUUGCUAACUUUUUUUUUUUUUUGUUAUGGCUUAGAAGCAAAAAUAAAAUAAAAAAAAAAGCAUGAUUCUUAGAAAAUAUUAAACCUUCCUUUCUUUGAAAAACAAGCUCCUUAUUACAGAAUA
Molecule: messenger RNA, 4782 nt
Organism: Chroicocephalus ridibundus (black-headed gull)
Lineage: Eukaryota; Metazoa; Chordata; Aves; Charadriiformes; Laridae
Gene: MTSS1
Product: MTSS I-BAR domain containing 1
Exons: 16
Coding region: 620-3004 (794 amino acids)
Biological process (GO): plasma membrane organization; adherens junction maintenance; positive regulation of actin filament bundle assembly
Cellular component (GO): cytoplasmic side of plasma membrane; actin cytoskeleton
Molecular function (GO): phospholipid binding; actin binding
Source: RefSeq, a predicted model, not a curated record